AUGGCUGGAUCGGCAGUAGAAGACCGCACCAUCGCUGCGGCGGAUGAAGUCGGCAUCGUCGAGGAAAACGAGCUGACCCGCUUCGAGAGGGCGGACGAGUACAUGCAGCUACUCGACGACCUCCUCGUCCGCCGCGCUGACGGCCCUUCGUCUGCGCCAAGCCGCUCAGAAGCCAUCCUGGCUGGCCUCGCCGCCAUCCUGGACGAGUACCAGGAGCAGUCCUACCUCCUCGAUCCUUACCUCGAGCGGAUGGUCACGCCGCCAAUUGAGGUGCUGCAAGCUCACAUUCGAGGGCUAGAGUCUCUAGACGCCGAUGUUGUCGUCCGACUCAGCAGGCUCGUCUACCUCUAUACCAAGAUUCGAGGCUACAAGGCUAUCACAAACUUCUUCCCGCACGAGGUCGCCGAUCUCGCACCGACCCUGACCUAUCUCGAGAAGCUCGCCGAUCCAGACCAGGCAGCCGUCGGGCGGGACGGUGAAGCCAGCGUCUUGAACACGUGCUGGGAGCUUCGCUAUGUCCUGUUGCUGUGGCUCUCGCUCGUCUGCAUGAUCCCAUUCGACCUUCGCCAAUUCGAUGCGCGCAGUGGCGAUCUCGGCGUCCUUGGCCUUGCUGGCUCCGGUGCGAUGCCCACCGCCAACAGGAUCGAACAUGUCGGGAGAUCCUUCCUCUCGAGCCCGGGCAAGGAGAGGGACGCGGCGGCCGUGAUGCUGGGUCGGCUGUUCCAACGGCAAGAUGUUCAAGACGCCCAGUUCGAGGACUUUGCCGCCUUCUGCUCCGCCACGCUCGUGUCCAAGCCCUCUGCCUUCCUCGCGACGGGAGUCCUGCAGGCGCUCUGCGAAGUGGUGAAAACAAACGACCCAGCCUUCGUCUCCGGCAGGCUGCACUCAAUACAGGCGGUGCUCGACCUAUACGACGAUCCGGAUCGACGCGACCUGGCCGGCAACGGGCUCGUGGUCAAGAAUCAGACCAAGCUUACCUGCCGUCUCGGCCUCAAACUGCUGAGGCCGCGGAAGAGGAGACGUUUCAUCCACGUCCGCACCCUCGGCGCUUCCAACGACACCGCCUCCGCUAACGACGAAGCAGACGAAGACGACGACGAGGAUGACGUGCCUGACCUGAUUGACCAGUACAUCUCGAAGCUGAUUGAGUCGCUCCAGCACAAGGACACAGUGGUCCGCUAUAGCGCCGCGAAAGGGCUGGCAAGGCUGUGCGAGAGGCUACCGAGGCCCUUCAUCGCUCAAGUGACGGACGCGAUCGUCAGCCUCUUCCACAUCAACAUACCGGAUCUCUACGAGGGCGCCAACGACCUCAACGCAGUAUCCGAAUGCACGUGGCAAGGGGCGUGCAUGGCACUGGCCGAGCAGGCACGUCGUGGGCUCCUCUUCGCGUCCAGCCUCGGCGAGGUGCUCGAGUGGGUCGGCAAGGCCCUCUUGUUCGACGUGCGAAGGGGUGCGCACUCGGUCGGCGCCAACGUACGCGAUUCGGCGUGCUACGUCGUCUGGGCGCUCGCUCGCGCUCACGACGCCGAGGCGAUCCGGCCCCACGCGCUUCUUCUCGCACGCAAGCUGGUCGCCGUCGCCACGCUGGACCGCGACGUCUCGAUCCGACGUGCCGCCAGCGCCGCCUUCCAGGAGUGUGUCGGCAGGCUCGAUCUCUUCCCGCACGGGAUCGAUGUCAUCCGCAUUACGGACUUCUACGCCGUCAGCGUCCGGAAGAGCGCGUUCCUACGGUGCGCGGUCGAGGUGGCGGAAUUCGACGAGUACAGGUCGUUUCUCGUCGACCACUUGAUCUGCGUUACUAUCGCUCACUGGGAUGCAGCGAUGCGCCGUCUCGGUGCCCAGGCCAUCGCGAGGAUUGUCGGCAUCGACGUCGAGAAGCUAGGGGCGCCGAUAGUUGGCAGGCUGCGGACUCUCUGUUCGGCGAAGGAUAGCGUUAUCCAACACGGUGCUAUUCUCACGCUCGCCGAGAUUGGAGCCAUUUGCGCAUCACGAGACGAUGCGAGCACCCACGAGGCGCUCGCAGCUCUGCUGCUCUCGACAAUCGACGACCUUGCCGCGAGCCGUCUCAAGCGUACAGCAACCGCGCAGGUCCUCGAGGCCUCCUGCCGUCUAGUCGCGUCGGCCUUCGACCUCUUUGCGCGGACGAUGACAGAGCCAAAGCAUUUCUCCAAGGCCGACUCGUGGACGACCGUCGUCUACCUCUCUCUGCAAGACCCCGACGAGACUGUUCACGGGGCCGCAUCCUUGGCAGUCAGGAACGCCAGCAAGGGAUGGAAGGCGUUUUCAGUCGCGCAGCAGCAGAGCAACGCCCUUGUCCUGGGCUCCUACGAUUAUACUCGGCACGCUGACCGGUUCGAGACGGCCCUCGAUCACUUGAUGGCGAUCGUCGAUGUCAAGAACGCCAAAACGCCUGCUAGCCGAUACUCAAGCAACGUCGAAUCGAGGAGAAACGCCUACAUCGCCCUGGUGCGCGCCAUCGAAAGUGUUGAAGGGCAGUGCGAGUCGGCCAUCAUGGUGACCCUCCUCUCUGGUCUCGAAGACUACUCGACAGACCAACGCGGAGACGUGGGGUCAUGGAUCCGCCUCGCCUGUCUCUCGGGUCUGUCGCGGCUGCUCAGCCUAUUUCGAGGUCGGCAUCGCCGGGACUCGACAACCAUCGCCGAGCGAGACGAGUACGUGACGCUCGAGCUGUACGACCAGGUCGUCGGCGGUAUAAUGAAGCAGACGGUGGAGCGGAUCGACCAUGUCCGCGAAGUAGCGGGCGGAUGUCUCCUCCAGCUCUGGAACGACGAGCGGUCUGCAACAGAAAGACAGUCAUGGUGGAGGAUGAAGGGCGGGCAGGUGGUCAAGGAGGCAUUCAUCGACCAAGAUGGCAGCAUGAUCGACUUCAAGAAUGCCAAUAAGCUCUUUCCGCAGGCCGUCAAGCUGCUCCUCAUCCCUCGCUACAGGGGGCAGGUCUUGCUCGGCCUCCUCACAUCGGUCGGGAGCAAAUCUGACCUCGGUCAUCGAACGAUCCUUUCAUCUCUCAUCGCCUUCUUCUCCAACCCAAGCUCUCCCUCUCUCCUGGUGGAGGGGGAGGGGGAGGCGUAUACGCUCUACGACCUUUUCGAGGAUCUGGCGCUCUUGCUCAAGCGGAGCCUGACCAAGAACAACAUCGUCGUGCCCGCCCUUGAGCUCCUGCGCGGCAUCGUCGAGGGCGGAUUGCUUGAAGAGGCGCUCGAGCACGUCGAUACCGAGGGGACGCGGAAGUGGGAGACAAUCCUGACGACGCUCCAACGCACGAGCACUCACGCGUUGAGCACGUUGAAGUCGCAUCAACGCAUCAACGCCUCGAUCCUCUUCUCGUUCUCGCUCCUCCCGCCCUCUCUGGCUCCGUGCUUUGCUCCCCACCACCGGCUGGGCACGGUCAUACUCGAUCGACACCUCAAGACCUUCCUCAGCGUUCCCUACCCCACCAUCCGCGCCAGGGCCGCCGAGUACCUCUACACCCUCUUGAACGUCCACGAUCUCCUUCCUAUCGCAGAAGAGGACGAGGACGAGGGUGAAGGCAAAGGGGCAGAGGAGGUCGAAGGCGUCUUGACGGAGACGAGAUGGGCCACCGCAAGCACCGCGACCUACACCCUCGCGGCCGAGGUCGUCGUUCGAGAGCUGAAACGCCUACUCCUGCCCACCGCCGAGGAAGCUGUAGCGCCUUAG
This is a messenger RNA of Pseudozyma flocculosa PF-1, 3696 nucleotides long. RefSeq lists its product as uncharacterized. Bases 1 to 3696 code for a protein of 1231 amino acids. The transcript is spliced from 12 exons. The record is from RefSeq and is a predicted model, not a curated record. Lineage: Eukaryota; Fungi; Basidiomycota; Ustilaginomycetes; Ustilaginales; Ustilaginaceae. Gene Ontology annotation, molecular function: beta-tubulin binding; GTPase activator activity. Gene Ontology annotation, biological process: post-chaperonin tubulin folding pathway; tubulin complex assembly; microtubule cytoskeleton organization.